Molecule: messenger RNA, 836 nt
Organism: Spinacia oleracea (spinach)
Lineage: Eukaryota; Viridiplantae; Streptophyta; Magnoliopsida; Caryophyllales; Amaranthaceae
Product: RPM1 interacting protein 13-like
Exons: 3
Coding region: 94-588 (164 amino acids)
Source: RefSeq, a predicted model, not a curated record
UUCAGCCUAUUUAAUUAUUACUCCGUAUAUAUUAUAUAUAAAGUGAUCUUCAAUCUUCAUAAUUUUCUUGCGCCUCUUUAUUUUCCCCAAAAAAUGGAAAAUGAGGGACGGAUGAAUAAUGCAGCAGCUGCAUCAACAACAUCUCAAAAUGAAGAACAAGAGCCUCCAAUAAGAUCAGUAGUUUCUUUGAAAAACAGAAAACGCAUAAGAGAAUUCGAAAAGGUUGAAGAAUGUUUCAUCUUAGAUUUUGAUCUUCAUGAAUCAUCCUCGAAGCCGCCUCCUCCUUCCCAAUUUGAUGAUGAUGUUAAUUUCAAAGUUAUCGCUGUACAUGGAAAGGUGGCUUUAAGAGAUUUUCCACAUUCAAGGCAUCAAUGCGCGAAAUACCCAUUCUCAAAGACACCCCAUGAGACACAUUGCAAACUGUGUCACUGUUACGUUUGUGAUAUAGCUGCUCCUUGUGAUGAAUGGUCGGACCACUGCCAUGCGGUCCAUAUACCAUUUAGUGAAUGGUGGUAUCAUCGGAGGCGAAUGAGAGGACGACGAGACUCCAGCACGGACUCAGACUCCGACUCCAAUUAUUUCGCAUAAAUGUUACUUAAAUCUUGAAAUUUAGUUGUUUUUUAAUUUCAUGCAUGAGUCGUUUUUGGAGAAGGACUUGAAGAUAUGUAUUGAAAACCUAUGAGCUAGCUACUUAAAUCUUGUUUUUCAUUCUCGUAGUGUAUUUUGAUUUACAUUUUAGUCCAUUUUGGUUUGAGAAGACGACAUCGAUUUUGUUAGGUUCAGGUCUUCCGUCUAUGGUUGUUCAUUCCGUGUAUAAUUUUAAAUAUUAUAGAGUA